Messenger RNA from Phytophthora infestans T30-4, 480 nucleotides. RefSeq lists its product as uncharacterized. Lineage: Eukaryota; Oomycota; Peronosporomycetes; Peronosporales; Peronosporaceae. The transcript is spliced from 2 exons. Bases 1 to 480 code for a protein of 159 amino acids. The record is from RefSeq and is a predicted model, not a curated record.
AUGUUGGCGCAGAAGCUCAAGUCGAAGACUCAGUCAACAGGAACGAUUAUCCGCAUUCUCCCUCAACAGUCAAACAGAAAUCAGCACAUCGCAGGUCCGAGAGAUGCAAUAGCUACGAGACCAGACAGCUUCUUGGAAGCCUACGGGCCAAUCGGUAUCUUGCUCUUCCUCGCUGCUGGCGUCUCGGUGUGCUGGACUGUGUGGCUGAUCGUGCUAAACGUCCGACCGAAAGAGACUGCAAAUUAUCUCAUGGACACCAGAGACUUCGACGAUGGUCACUUUUGGCUUAUUAUUGACCCCGAAGCUGAGAUCACAACGUUGAACGCUGUUACUCUCGCUGCUCUCGCUGCCAGCUACGUCCAUGUGUUGUUGAAGAUGACUGCGCUGAGAAACUCCAACUUUCGGAUCCAAGCUGCAGAAUUUUGGAUCGAACUGACUGGGUACCAUGGACACUAUCGUAAAUUCUGGGUACGUUCUUAG